Messenger RNA from Mizuhopecten yessoensis (Yesso scallop), 6811 nucleotides. RefSeq lists its product as uncharacterized. Gene Ontology annotation, molecular function: protein binding. Bases 129 to 2426 code for a protein of 765 amino acids. The transcript is spliced from 13 exons. Lineage: Eukaryota; Metazoa; Mollusca; Bivalvia; Pectinida; Pectinidae. Gene Ontology annotation, biological process: signal transduction. The record is from RefSeq and is a predicted model, not a curated record.
CCGGCUGGCACCGUCGCAGUGCAGCCAUUGCUCUAUUACAGACGUGUUUGGCUGGUGCUGUUAAGAGUCGCCAAAACACAUUGUGUGACCAAAACUGUAACUGUGAGGAGGUAUCAGAUAAUUUAAGCAUGCAAAAAGUCGAGGAAUCAGAAGAUGCCAGGAAACGAAAGAUCCAGCUGCUGGCCGCUAUACGAGACAAACACAAGCAGGAGGCGUUACAGUUAUUGAAAGGGGGCGCUGGUGUGGAUUACCGGGAUUUGACAGGGUCCUAUCCUUUACACUACGCGGCCAGUGAGGGGUAUGAUGACGUCAUCACAGUGCUUCUGGAGAAAGGCGCGAAUGUAAUGGCUUGGAACAAUAACGGACGGACGGCCGUUCACCAGGCAGCCAUGCACGGACAUGCACGAUCCAUAGUGACCCUGGUCGCCGGAGGCGCCGUCGUACGUACGCUUGACCACAAAGGAUGCCUCGCUCUGGAGUAUGCUAUCAAAAACAAGCACGUGACUGCAGUGAAGCUAUUGUGUCAGUUUGGGUCAGAACCUUUAUUACAGGACUGGUCUUGGGUUAGUCAACGUGACCUCAAAAAGAAAAAGGCCGAAUAUGAAAUGGCUAAGAUAUUACAGCAUCAGAUCAGACUGAUCCCCGGUUACCGGCACACAGGGAUCAUAUUUGACGUGGCAAGGGUCACUCCUGAGGAGGGGCCAAUACUACACCUAGAGCAGACAGGUGUCGAGGUUAAGGUUGUGGAAGGUCAGGAACCUUACUACCUGUAUCUGUGUCAGACAGAGGAAGCGUACGGCAGCCCACCUACCCUGGGACCAGAUGAGGAAACGUUCGGUCACCUACUAGAAUGUCAGACCUGGGGGCCUCGGGUCCAAACCAUCACCCUGAUAGUUACAGUGGAUCGGGUUCUCCGGCAAAACGAGGAGAUUGUUCUACGACCAGCAAUAACAUCGGGUGGUGUCGAGAUGCAAGAAGAUGAAAAUGUCGGGAUCACAAAGGUUACAAUAACUGUCCCUCUGGUACCCACUGGAAUCACGUAUUUCACCAUGGCAAGCAGGGAGAAGAAACAAGUUUUUAAGAUCUCCGAAGAGGCAGUCGUACUGAAACCGGAAAGUGAACCGGAAGCGGAAAUCGAUAUUCCCGCCGGCACGUUUGACUCUGGCGAACUCUCAAUCAAAUUCGUGGUCCCAACAGAUGGUCCUGAUGAAGCUGACGACCAGGAUAAAAAGGAUCAGAGCAAGCCCAAGGGUGAACCCGUUCUAAUGACAAGUAUCCUUGACCUUUCCACCACUGACGGCCAAAUGCCCAAACAUGACAUACAAAUGAAGAUGCCGGUAACUGUCGCGGACAAGUCGGAAGCCGUCGUUGUGCUGACGACAUCAAAUCCCGACCCAAACCUGGAGCAGUGGGAUUGGGAUGAAAUUCCAGCGGAAAUUGAUGGCGCUGGCAAGGCUGUGUUUACAAUCAACCACUUUUCUAUAUUUUCCGGGACUUCAAAGCCUAAACUUGAUGCCAAUCCUGAAGGCGUAAAGGAUACUGUAAGAAAUACCUUUCUUAAGAUGCGCAGAGUUGAGUUCUUAGUCGCUUUGAAAACUCCGGAAAUGGACGAAAGUAAAACGGAUAUGAUCAUAACAUGUGGAACAAAGCGUAAAACAAAACUAGUGAAGAAAAAAUAUGAUAGCAACUACACAUGGUUCAAUGUGGGAUCAGACGACAAUCUUAAAAAUGUUCCAGAGGGACAGACAUUUCAGAUUGUUAUUCGUGGCAACUUAAAAGAAGGAAGUGACGACGAGAAUAUGAAGCUAAUUUUUAAGAGCGGCGAUCAAGAAAGUUCCCGUGCCCUGGAAAUCGUCAGUACCUGUCCCGACCCACGUGAACUUUCAGGGGAGGUGGAAAUAAUCAAGGAAACUAAGACUCGUGUACCGACUGAUGACAAGGAAACAGUAGAGCAAAUCGAUGAUGGGUUGUUCUCUUGUUUCUCUAGAAGCAAAAGUAUAAAGGUGACGAAGGCCAAGUCAGAGGUCUGGGAGAUCAACACAUGUACGUUGUGUACCAUACCGUUCAGUACUACACUGACUAAACGGGAACCCGAACCAGAACCUGCCGAAGUUGCUCAAAACGUUAUUGCAACACGUCAGACUACCAGUGCUCCACUCCCAAAGAAGGUAACUUGGGACAGACUCAAGGACGCUGUAAGUCAUCUCUCAGCCGAUGAGAGUAAACAACUUGGUUUUCAGCUCGGACUUAAUGGCAGCCAGAUGCAAAAGGUGGAGGAAGACACUAUGGAUGAGGUGGAUCUGGCCAUGAAUGUGAUAAAGAGAUGGCAUCUAUUGCUGGCUAAAAAUGACAUGGUGAGUCAGCUGAAGGGUGCUUUGGAGGCGAUUGGACGUCGGGACCUCAUACAUAAGGUCACAAAGGAAUAAGUAUCUCACAUGGAAUAUGUGACGAAAUAAACUUGUCACUGAAAACGUAUAAUCUAUGCUCUCUGCUAGGAAUACAACUGUCUCUGAAAAUCACGUAAUUGCUCUCUUGUGUUUGAAUAUCACCGUCCAUAAAAUUAAUUACGUUACUGCGUCCAAGGAUAUUUAUCCUUCGAAGUGUACUGUGGCGUUUGUUUUUGAUAUAUUAAAAAUUGCCAAUAGAUUGAAAGGUUGAUUCAUUCUUCAGACAUUUACAAAUAGUGUCAGAAAAAGAGGUCAUUCACAAGACUGAUAAAUAGGAUUAAUACUACAACAAUCCCUGGGUCAGAUACGAACUGUUCAGCUGGCCCACUCCUCUACGGUGCCAUCUCACGUAAGUCUACAAUGAGUGAAAUAUACACAGAUUUUCUUACAAUGUAAUCAGCGGUGAACAAAACGGUCAGACUUACACAAUAACCUGACAGGAACAGGAGUAAAGAAAGUGCUUUAAACCACAUUUAUUCCAUGUACAGUGUCACAAACAACAUGACUUCAAAUAAUUGCCGGCAAUUGUAUAUUUCGUUGAUACGCGCAGAGCUACGUAUACGGAUGCUAGGGAAUUUUUGUUUAUACUCUAUGCGAUAAGCGUUAAGAGUACGUUCUUAAAAACCUUAAACGGGAUUUGUUUAAAACGCAACACCAUUCAGUAAUUCAAGGUAAAAAAGAGUGUUUAAUCUAGCAAGCGCAUUUUUAUCUUAACAAUAUAGUUCCGAUAGCACGAUAAUAUCGUUUUUUUAUUUACGCUGACGACACCGCUAUAUAUCAGUCAAUGAACCUGUUCCACCAACAGAUGUCCCGAUGCUUACACAUUUAUUUUAUUACAUAGCUACUUUCGCUUAACGAGGAAAAACAAAGUGAUUCAGCUGCUGGAUAUCCAAAAUACUCGUUAGAAAAGCGGACGUAACACCACUCAAACAAGAGAGAACCAAAAGACAAGAUCUAAUAACGAAAUCCUUCUAAACCUCGGUCACAGUUCUACCUUAUUUGUGAUUAGCUAUGCAACGAUAAUACCGCCGUCUUUGGAUACAUGGACGUUUUGUUAAUAUAUACAUAUAAUUCCUGUGUCAAUAACGAUAGUUUUUUUUACAAAAUCUAAAUUUAGUGAAGUGAUCCCUCUGACAGUAAACAAUCUGAAAAGUGACAAGUUGAACUAUUUGCACAUUAUGGAGAGAAAACUAUUAUCAAACAAAUGUCUGUCCAUACAGACUGCCCAACGUCACUCCAGAAGAUUCUAUUUUUAAGGAUGGAAAACGGUUUAACGACUCUAUGCGAGGUGACCUGGGAUAGCAUUCGUACGACACAACCUAAACGUCUGAGGUUUUCCGAGUGUAUCGACGACAUUAAGAUUCUCUAAAACCGUCACAACUGGUCACCGACUGUCUGUCGUAGUGUUGUACAUAUGUAUAACAGUCGCAGUCAAUAACUUCCAGUAGUAUACGAGUAUAAUAGCAUUGUGUGUACUUAUUUUUUCAUGUUUAUAUUUAUUUCUAAUUUUCUUACCUUUGUAAUGAAGAAGUAUAUCGGCAGUGAUAAUUUUAAAUAACAAACAGGAAUCGGACUGUUUUUUUGUAAAAUACUGCUAUAUAUGUAUGGGAUUACAAUGCUCUCCAGACGAAAUUGUAUUCAACGGUAUUCAAAGAGCUAAGGAGAAGGGUCCGAUUUCAGUUAACGACCCAAAUAGUGCCAAUACAAGUCAAAAGGAUAUUAUACCGUUUGUCACAACAUUCAACCCUAACAAUUUUAACAUGUUUCCAAUUAUGAAAGUUCACGAAGAAGUUUUAAAGAAUAGCAAAAAAAUGAAACGUGUCUUGGAGAAGACGAAAAUAAUUAACUGCAAAAGACAACCAAGGAAUCUGAAACGUUUAUUGUCCAAGUCAAAAUUUGAUGAGACAAUAAAUGUUAAUUACAGCGUGACAAAGUGUAUGAAACCGAGAUGUGGAACAUGUAGUAAGAUUGUUGAGUGUAACUCGUUUGUUUUUAAGAAUGGCAAAACAUUUGAAAUGAGAUGUAAUACGAAUUGUAAAUCAAGAAAUGUAAUAUAUGCUGUAAUUUGUAAGAGAUGCUCUGAUUUUUACAUAGGUCAAACUGGAAAUAAACUACGUCAAAAAAUAGCAGUCCAUUGUCAACAAACCAAAACUGAUAGUUUACGAAAUUUAUUUAGUUAACAAACAUUUUCAUCAGUGUUCAAAUGAUCAGUUUUUAGUUUUACCAAUUUAUCAAAUGAACACAUCAGAUACUAUUGCAAGAGAGUUAAAAGAGAACAUGUUUAUUGAAAUUCUAAAACCGGGCUUGAACGCGGGAAAUUUCGAGCACCUCUUAUGAAUUUUAAAUUUACAAAUUCCGUAUGUUUAAUAUGUUCGGAUGAACUAAGUAUUGUGCUUUGAAAUUAAUUUUUACUAUCAGAUGUUUUUAACUUUUACUAUAGAACAAUGUAUUCAUUUGAGCAUUUGUAAUAUGCUCCGUUUCUUUUUCCAUAUAUUUCAUUGAUGCUUUUAAUGCAAGUACAUUCAUGUAAUCUUUUAAAGACGUCACAAAUUCUAGACGUCCGUAUUAUGUGUACUCCAUUUAUGACGUCGUUAUUUUUGACGUCUAAAGUAUGUGUACUCCAUUUAUGGCGUCACAAAUAAAAUUAAUUCGCCUGAAGAUUCCAAAGAUGGGCGAAAGCGCUAGCCGAUUAUACUAGACUUGGUGUUUUGCUUUAUUUAUAUUUUUACCGUCACAUGGGCAUUUAAAACUAUUUAUCGCUAUACGGGAUUGUAUACGUUAUAAACCUGACAUCAUAUAGUUGACAAAUGUAAUUUCCGUACCGAAUGUUAUUUUUAUUCAUAAACCAAAGUACAACUGAUAAAAUAAUUAUAAACAUUUAUACUGUAAAAAUGGUGUAAAGAUACUAAAUGCGUAAUGAGCUGACUAAUUUAAACCUGUACUCUUAUUGUGCUUCAGACUUUGUUUAUAAAGUAUAUAAAAUGUUAACGGCCUACUUCAAAACUAGCAGCUUUCAGCCUUAACAUGGUUCUUCAGGUUAAUUUCAUUUAUGGUAGGACAAACAUAAUGAUAUAAAAAACAAGGACACACAAUCUGAAUUGAAUAUGGCCGUUUAUUACAAUAAACGACGGUUGUUAUGACAUUCACAUUUUGUCAUAGAAAUAGACCCAAAAAGGUUUACUUUGGGGUCUUAUUCCGCCAUACACAAUAUACUUGAUGAAAUAUUAACGCUAGUUAGAAAACAUUAUUUUUACACACAAAAUAUACGAUAUAAUAUCGAUGCAUUACUUAACAGUCGCAUACAAAAUGUUGUACACCAAUACAUAAAGUUAUGCACAUUCAGAAAGUUCUAACAAGAAAGGAGGAAAGUAGGGGAUGGUGGGGGGCAAAAUGUAUCCUUUAUAUACUACAAUCUGUGUUCAUAUAAAACAAUACACAACUUUUCAAGUUGAAAUAUAAUUGACCUUGACCGUACGAACCUUGUUCCGCCGUCUUCUUUUAUCAUCUUUUGAAAUAUGGUGAUCUAAUUUUAGCAACGUAUCAAUGCGCGCAUGUAACCGGUCGGACGACAUCACUCAUACCCCAACAUACCUCAUUCCGCAAGUAAAAGUAGUUAUGUAAAAGCAUAGAAAGUCUGGCUGCAUAAAUAACAUUAAAACAAGUUUCAAUUUGUAUUAGUUCAUUUCAUCUGAAAUAAACCUGAAAACCCUGUUACGGGUGAAAGCUGCUAGUUUUGAAGUCAGUCGUUAAUCUUGUGUUUCUAUAUACAUUGUACAUUAGAGAACAAUUAAUUACGCAGUUUUAACUACAUCACCUGAAGUCAUUACCUGUGUAUGUUGUGUGUUUACCGUUUAACCGUUUUAAUGAAACUGAUUGUCUAAUGGAGCCUCGACCUACGUUUAACAUAUCACUUCUUAUAUUUUCGUGUCGUCAUUUACGUAUUGUGUAUGAGCCAUUCCAACGUUGUAGCAUAGAUUACAUUCAACAUCGACAUGUUCGCGAAGAUAAUAUGUCAACAAUCCGAUAUGGAAACGUUACUCGGUAAUUUGUAUGUGAUGAACCUAGGGAAGAUGCUUCGAACUGUGAUCACACGUACUGAGGUGAUACAGAACUGUGAUCACACGUACUGAGGUGAUAUCGAACUGUGAUCACGCGUACUGAGGUAAUAAAGAACCGUGAUCACACGUACUGAGGUGAUAAAGAACUGUGAACACACGUACUGAGGUGAUAAAGAACUGUGAGCACACGUACUGAAGUGAUAACGAACUGUGAUCACACGUACUGAAGAGAUAAAGAACUGUAAGCACACGUACUGAGGUGAUAAAGAACUGUGAUCACACGUACUGAGGUGAUAAAGAACUGUG